Messenger RNA from Frankliniella occidentalis (western flower thrips), 1102 nucleotides. RefSeq names its product venom allergen 5-like. Gene Ontology annotation, cellular component: extracellular region. The record is from RefSeq and is a predicted model, not a curated record. Lineage: Eukaryota; Metazoa; Arthropoda; Insecta; Thysanoptera; Thripidae.
UACUGGGACGAAGAGCUGCAGGAGCUGGCGCAGGCCUGGGCCGACCAGUGCGAGUGGGGACAUGACCCCUGCCGGAGGACUGCGCGCUGGUCCGCCAAGGGCCAGAACCUGGGCCUCACCUUCAGCCUGGACUGGACCUUCCCCGCCAGCACCAACCGCGUCGAGGACUGGUUCCAGGAGCUCAAGCUGUACAACUACACCAAGGGGCCCUUCACGUUCGCGCCCGCCACGUCCCACUUCACGCAGCUAGCGUGGUCCGACACGUACCUCGUCGGCUGCGGCCGGACGCGCUACAUGUCCGAGCAUGGCCUGCCCUCCGAGUACCUCGUGUGCAACUACGGGCCCGGCGGCAACGUCUUCGGCAACGCGCUGUACCGCGAGGGCCCGCCCUGCUCGCGCUGCCCGCUCAGCUGCUCCGACCGCUACCCGGGACUUUGCGCGCGCUCCGAGGACAGCAACGAACUCGGCAGCGGCCUCGUCAGCACGGUCGCCUCGCUGCCCCCGCUGCGGCUGGACGAGCCGUCCAACACGCCCUUCCUGGAGGCGGAGCUGACGGCGCUCGCCGAGCGCGCGGGCGCGGCCGAGGCGGCGGCGGUCUGCCCGCGGCCCUCCACACCGGGCCCCAACUGCGUCGGCUACCGGGCCGCGCCCCUCAGCCAGGACGAGAAGACGGUGAUCCUGCACCGGCACAACUUCUACCGGUCGCAGGUGGCGUCCGGCGUGGUCGCCGGGCUGCCGGCCGCGUCCCGCAUGCUGCAGAUGGUGUGGGACGACGAGGUCGCCUCCCUCGCUCAGCGCUGGGCAGACCAGUGCUCGUUCGGCUACGACGAGUGCGCCAAGACAGAUGACUUCCAACUCGGCCAGAGCAUGGCGAUCUGGUACAGCCAGGACCCCAAGCUGUUCCCGGGCCCGGAGGGCCGUGUGGAGGGCUGGUUCAACGAGCGCGCGCAGGCCAACCUCACCGCGCUCCUCGAGGACUUCAAGUAGGUGCACGACGACCACGCGACCGCGACCACCUCCUCUUGACCCGGUGGCAGUUCGCCCGCGGUCCCCCAAGGCGUCGCGCCCGCGUCACAGGGCCCUGAAACUAAGUUAUUGGGAG